CAAAAAAGCAUUUUUUCUGACUCUCGUUGAUUAAAACAUAGGAGAUUUUGGAUCGAGAUUUGCAAUGUCAGGCCGAGGAAAACAAGGAGGUAAAGCGAGGGCUAAGGCAAAGUCUCGCUCCUCGCGGGCUGGGCUGCAGUUCCCGGUAGGUCGAGUGCACCGCUUACUCCGCAAAGGUAAUUAUGCUGAGCGGGUGGGGGCUGGAGCCCCGGUCUAUAUGGCCGCAGUGCUGGAGUAUCUGACCGCUGAGAUUCUCGAGUUAGCCGGCAACGCUGCUCGGGACAAUAAGAAAACCAGAAUCAUUCCCCGACACCUGCAGCUUGCCAUCCGUAACGACGAGGAGCUCAACAAACUGCUUGGGAAAGUGACGAUAGCUCAAGGGGGUGUCCUGCCCAACAUCCAGGCCGUGCUACUGCCUAAGAAAACCGAGAGUCACAAGGCCAAGAGCAAGUGAAGCUGAUCGGGAAGAAGCAAAAAUCUGCAGUCCAAAACCAAACCAAAGGCUCUUUUCAGAGCCACCCACAAAAUCAAAAAAGGGCUUGAUUGUUACAGAUAAUCAUAAUUAUUAUUUUUCCUUCCUGUAAAUAAAUAUUGGAGUUACAGUGGCCGGAAUAUAGAUUCUGCACGAGACUGUUUUCCUACAAACAAGUUACUGAAUCUCUGCUCGUUUGAAAUACGUGUUCGUCAAUUUUGUAGAACGUGCGAAAAGGCGGAAAGUAGAAAUUUCUAAUAUAACAUAUUACUAGAUGUCGUUUCCAGAGACAAUGCAACAAUUGCAAUAAAAUAAAAUGGGAAAUACGGUACCCUUUUUAGGUUAUUUUUUCUCAGGUCUCAGGAAAAAAAAGGUUUUCUAAAUGGCCUGUGAAUUUGACUUUGGCGGGAAGGCUGGGGAAGAAAUUUGAACUAAAACCUUUAUCAAGACUCUCCUCUUCAACUUUUAGAGCGUCUAUGAAAGUAGAGGGAUUUCCUCUGAAGAGGAAUAACGUUUCGGGUUGUCUGACCAAUCCUUGCAGAGGGCGGGCUUUUCAAAUUUACCAACUGCUCCAUUUCCUCCCACCAGCAAAACAGAAAAAGAUUUUGUCUAUAUAUAAUCAAAAUUCCUUCCACACUGAGUCCUCUAAGUCGCCCCUAUGAACAAAGGUGGUUAUGCGAGGACAGGGCACAUAUAUUCUGACUCUUCCCUUUGACAAUGUAUGGUGAUGCCUGAUUCCUCCAACUGCUUGAAAGCUGCACCCUCUAGGCAGUUUUUUAAUAUAUCGCUCUGAAAAGAAAAGUAAAAUAACCAUAAUGCGAAGGGGAAGAAAUUAAAGCCAAAAGAACUGUAAUCCUUUUACUGGGGGUUACGGAGAAUGGGGCUACUACAGUAUAUCUCACAUACAUAUUUUUGACUGGAGUCGCUUCUCUUUGACCCAGAGCACAGUUCAUGUGUUAACAUUAUACAAACACACAAUGAGGGGUAAAAGUAAGGGGUAAGGGAAGAAGGAAUCUUCUGUCGUAGAAAGCAGCACGAGGUUACCGGUAAGUGAACCAGCUCU
Caretta caretta (loggerhead turtle) is the source of this 1535-nucleotide messenger RNA. Its product is annotated as histone H2A type 2-C. Gene Ontology annotation, cellular component: nucleosome. Gene Ontology annotation, molecular function: structural constituent of chromatin; DNA binding; protein heterodimerization activity. The record is from RefSeq and is a predicted model, not a curated record. NCBI's taxonomy places the organism in Eukaryota, Metazoa, Chordata, Testudines, Cheloniidae.